Spodoptera frugiperda (fall armyworm) is the source of this 1454-nucleotide messenger RNA. RefSeq lists its product as uncharacterized. The coding region runs from base 295 to 852 and encodes 185 amino acids. Lineage: Eukaryota; Metazoa; Arthropoda; Insecta; Lepidoptera; Noctuidae. The transcript has 4 exons. The record is from RefSeq and is a predicted model, not a curated record.
UUGCCUUAAGACGGCUACAUUACACACUUCGAGUAUAAUUAGUUUCAAAGUUUUUAAGAAAUUUAAAUGGCUACUGCAUAUAGUUUUACUUAAAUCGUCACGUUUAUGUAUAUCAAUAAUUAAAUAGUUACAAUCAAACGCUCUAAAAAUAUCUAUAAUUUUGUAUAAUUUAUGGUGAAGAUGAACAAAUAUUGAACAUUUUAUAAGAAAUUUGCGAUAUUAUUUGCUUAUACAUAUAUGAACACAAUAAAAAAGUCUGUAGCAUAAAUAAAUAUUAUUAUACAAAUUUCGACAAUGAAGUUUACCUUUGUAUUACUUAUAUUAUUUAUAGUUGUGGUUCUAAGUGAUGAUAAUGGUGAUGAUAAUGGUGAUGAUAAUGGUGAUGAUAAUGGUGAUGAUACUGGUGAUAAUACUGGUGAUAAAAAGAAUCAAACAAAAAAAGCAAAAAAAAUUAAAAAAAAACACUCGACUCUGCAGAACGUAGUUUUCACUCAUAUUCCUAUCCCAAAAAAGGCCCUAAUGGAGUAUUUGAUGGGUCACAGAUGUGAUUCCAAAAACAAAUUGCUUUUGAUGCAUGCACGUCAUAAGGCUGAAGAUGUUGCUGGAACUAUGAUGGUUUUGUCUCAAUAUAGGUUUACCAAAUAUCCAUUGGGACAGUGCGUGCGAAUAACAGCUACUGCGCCCCACAGCGACAUGAUCAAAUUUACUCCUACCAAUUUUGCAGUAUGUUACUUUGUUGUCUUGCUUAGUCUGCCCGGAAGGCAAGAUUAUGAAUAUACGUUCGUACAAUGGCUCGUACCGGCAGAUUUAUCACCUGGUCUUGAUUGGGAUUUUUAUUUCUAUCAUGUAUAAUUAAAUUGAAUUCUGGACUAAACUGUUGUUUUAAUGUCAUAUCACUCGUCCCACAUGCCUAAGGCCCAUUUAGGACGAUUUGCAGGAAAUCAAAAUAAAUAUUAUUUUCAUUCUGCAACUCGUUCCACGUUACUCUCAAAUUGAUAAAGGUACAAUCCACCCACUGAGAGGUAAGAAGUCGGGGCCAUAACCUCAUAUAAAAAAUUGUAAACAGCUAAAUAUUAUAGAGUAAGAUCCCAGGCAGAGUCGUAAGACACAACUUAUUUUCUAAAGCAUAUAACCGUCGGUUCUCAGUAGUCUCUUGUGUAGUUUUUAAUACCUGAAUGUUUGUGGAACAUGUCCGGUGACACCUGCGCAGGUACCAGGUGAGAAAUGUACCUACAAAUCAGAGUUACUUAACUUGUUUUUUUAUGACAGAUUUUUACAUAAUGUUUUGUAGAACUCAUAUAAAACCGCUUGCCAUGGGUCAAAACGUUUAUCAGACACUAUAAAGCUCUAAAAAAUAGUGCGCCUUCCAAAAUUCUAAAAGCAAUAUGUGGUGCCCCUGUAAUGCAGAACAAUAAAUACAAAUCAUCAUCCUACAAAUUUCUAGCCUUACAGGA